GAUGAAGAAUACAUCUUUGAUUGGAGGAAACUUUGUAAGAUGUAAUAUGAAUGGAUCAGAAUUUGAAAAUGUGGAUAUCAGUGUAGUCAAUUUUAAUGGUGCUUUUGGAAAUGGAAGAACAUUAAGAUCCAUCUAAAGAACUAUAUGCAUCAGGAAAAUAAAAAUUUUCAUUAAAUAGACAUACUAUAUGGGUUUAUUUGGUAUGCUUCUCUCUAGAUUUUUAUUGGAUGACAAGAGAGUAGUAUACUGA
This is a messenger RNA of Paramecium primaurelia, 250 nucleotides long. NCBI's taxonomy places the organism in Eukaryota, Ciliophora, Oligohymenophorea, Peniculida, Parameciidae. The record is from the annotation of a GenBank genome assembly.